AUGUGGAUCCCAGAUGUCAGCUCUUCUCUCGAGGAAUGGUAUAUCACGACACCUCAGGAUGCCCCAAAAGAGACAGUCCUAUUCAGACAUCUGAUGUACAAUUAUUUGAAAGCGAAGAUCUACAGGCCAACACCUCAACUCCCAACGCGAACGGCAAAAGACCGUCAAAUGUGUUUUGAUGUCUGUCAGAGGAUCAUCGAAAGCGGAAAUAGCUUGUUCGAGUGCAAAUUAAUCACCUAUCCGUGGCAAAUGGUCCAUAUCCUUUUCGGCGCUGUGGUCAUUCUUCUUGAGGCGUGCUGGCAAUAUCGCUUCCAGCCUUUGAUGACACCCUCGGUGCUUCAUGUCUUGUUCGUGCUGAUACCGCAAUGCCUUGAAGUACUUAGCGAGAUAGGCAGGGGAUGGAGUGAAGCCAACCUAUGCAAAAUGUGUCUUCAGUCUAUGCUGGCAGAAGUCGCCUAUACUUAUGAUCCGUCCGCGUUUCCAGGUCUAUCGCCUAUGCCUGAUGCGGUCACAACGGAGAAUUUGAAGAAUCUCUUAUUCGCGGAUAGAUUGCCCAGUGACAAUAUGCUGUCUGAUGAAGCUGCUCUAGCCAUGGAGUCUCAAAUUUUCGAGAACCCCAUGUACACCUGGGAUAUCGACGAAAUACAGUGGAGCAGCUGGUGCUAG
This is a messenger RNA of Penicillium verhagenii, 666 nucleotides long. Its product is annotated as fungal specific transcription factor domain-containing protein. Gene Ontology annotation, molecular function: sequence-specific DNA binding; DNA-binding transcription factor activity, RNA polymerase II-specific. The coding region runs from base 1 to 666 and encodes 221 amino acids. The transcript has a single exon. Lineage: Eukaryota; Fungi; Ascomycota; Eurotiomycetes; Eurotiales; Aspergillaceae. Gene Ontology annotation, biological process: positive regulation of transcription by RNA polymerase II. The record is from RefSeq and is a predicted model, not a curated record.